UUUACUGUUAGUAAAACCAAAACAACCGACAUUUGAAAUUCCUUAAACAUCCCAUUAUCACUGCACGCGACACUGAACGAACGCUUUCAUUAUUAGAAUACGCUACGCGUCCUUCGUCACCACACAGCUGACCAAUCAAAGCUUUUGUUUAUGCGAGCGCUGCGUCGCUGGCGCGUAGAGAAGGUGGGGCUCUGACGCAGUGCUGCUGCUGUGAACAUUCACUGCUGGCUGCAUGCGCAGAGAAUAGACGGAGACACACAAGGAAAGACUACUGCAGUCACCCCUGCCCUCCUUUUAUUCUAACUCACUGGAUAUGUCUUAGAUUUUUUUCUCUCAUGUGGUAUCAAAGGACGCGCUGGCGGAAUCGCCAGCCACUCGAACUGGGACUUUUGAUGUGCGCGUGCGGUUUUUAUUCUGUGGUCUAUAGCGCAUAUUACGAGGAUUCGUGAAAGGACGCAGCCCAGCCUUGUUUUCCUGAAUGCAAUUGAACAUAUUUUCGGAUGAGGAUGAAAUCGGCAUGGUCUAAAUGUUGGUUUCAUCUGGAUUGCUGUGCGGAGAACCCGAAUCGAUAAAGUAAGUGAUAGCAGCACAAUGCUGCCUAGUUGAUUGAUCACUGUGCUCAGUGAGAACAAGAAGGAGGAGCACGGCUUCGAUACGAUGGCUGAGGAGAAUAACCUGAAGACAGCUAAAUUAUGGAGGGAUGCGGCUUUGCGCUCCAGGAAGCUGAGGAGCAAUCUGAGACACCUGACUCUCAGCACCAAAAACUGCCAGAAAAUUACAUUACCCGAGGAUAUAAAGGAGAUCGAGGUCCUCAAUCUGGGCAAUAACUCUCUUCAGGAGCUUCCAGAGGGAUUGGGCUCAACCCUGAAUGGGCUUCGCAUCCUCAUCCUUCGUCGGAACAAGUUUGCAACUGUUCCCACUGCAGUAUUUCAACUUAGUAAGCUUGUUGAAUUAGAUAUCAGUCACAACUGCUUGAAUCACUUCUCAGAAGAUAUUGAUCUUCUCAAGGGGCUUAAAAAGUUGAGCAUCUGUCAUAACAAAAUCCAGUACCUGCCAUCUCAGAUUGGGACAUUGCAAAGUCUGGAGGAGCUUGACAUCAGCUUCAAUGAGCUGCAUGAUUUCCCCAGGUCCUUUUCACAGCUCAGGAAGCUCAGAACGCUCGAUGUGGAUCAUAACAAGCUACAGCGUUUCCCUUCUGAAAUACUUGCCCUUCCUGAUCUGGAGGAGCUUGACUGCUCUGGGAAUAAACUAGAGGGUCUUCCAGGUAACAUCAUGAUGCUCCAAUCUAUUAAAAUCUUGUGGCUCAGCACCACUCGCCUCUCGUUUUUGCCUGAAACAUUCUGUGAGCUACAGAAUUUGGAGAGCCUGAUGCUUGAUAAUAAUUUCCUCACAAGCCUGCCACAAUCGUUUGGGAAACUGCAGAAGCUGAAAAUGCUCAAUCUCUCCUCAAAUUGUUUUGAACAUUUUCCUCAGGUUAUCAUCAAACUCACCAGUUUGGAGGAGUUGUACUUAAGCCGGAAUAAACUGACGUUCCUCCCUGAGGAGGUAGGACAGCUGUGCAAUCUUGCUAAUUUGUGGUUGGACAACAAUAGCAUAACGUUUCUCCCAGACUCUAUUGUAGAGUUAGGGAAAUUGGAGGAACUGGUUUUACAGGGUAACCAAAUCGCCAUCCUCCCAGACAAUUUCGGAAAACUUGUCAAAGUCAGCAUUUGGAAGGUGAAAGAUAAUCCUCUCAUUCAGCCUCCGUAUGAAGUGUGCAUGAAGGGGAUCCCCUACAUAGCUGCCUAUCAGAAGGAGCUUGCACAUUCCCAACCUGCUGUGAAACCCAGGCUUAAACUGGUUUUGAUGGGUCAGAGAAAUGCAGGGAAAACUACACUCAGGCAGUGCAUUGUCAACAAACUGUCAGACGCCAAGAUGGCCAUUGGAUGUAGGGGUAUUGACGUGACGAACUGGGUAGCGGAUGCAGAUCGGAGUCUUACAUUCAUUGUAUAUGAUUUAUCUGGUAAGCAGAACUAUGAUCUUAUCAAACCCUUUUUCCUCUCUCCUGGAGCACUUUAUGUUUUGGUGGUCAAUCUGAGAUUGUACACAUCAAAGAGCUUCUACUCCCUUGUUGGCAGUUUCCUUCACUUGCUUAGUGCCAAGGUGCCACAUGCAGUUGUGUGCAUUGUAGGGACCCACAGUGACUUGUGUGAAGAGGUCGAGGUUGAAGAAAAGUGCCUGGAUAUUCACAGGCAGAUUUCGCUCCAGGAAAAAACAGACACUGAGUGCCUACAAGUGCUUGCCCUGCAGGUUGACGAAGCCCUUGAGCAAGGUUUCGACGUCCGGACUUCUAGCCCCCAUGUUCUCUUUUAUGGGGUCACAGAUAAAAAUUUGAGACGUAAAAAGUCUCAGUUGCAAUAUAUGCUCAACAAUCGACUACAAAUACUGUCUCCCGUGAUUUGUGUCAGUUGCUUGGCGGCGCAAAGAAACAUCCAGCAUUUGAAAGAGAAGCUCAUGUCUGUCGCCGAUCACAGGGAGAUCUUCCCCAAUCUUCACAGAGUCCUGCCAAAAUCAUGGCAGAUGCUUGAGGAACUGCAUUUUAAGCCGCAGGAUUUAUGGCUUUCUUGGUGGGAUUCGGCUCGGUUGGGCCUUCAGGCUGGGCUAACGGAGGACCGCCUGCAAAGCGCGCUCUCGUACCUAAAUGAGAGCGGUAAACUUUUGUACUUCGAAGACAGCAUGACAUUGAAGGAAUACGUCUUCCACAAUCUACCCCGGUUUAUCGCCAUCUUGAAUGUGUUUUUUCAGAGAGACCUCGCUGCAAUGCUUGAGAAACUACAGGCUGAAGGAGACGAUGGAGAUAAUGGCAGGUCUACACAGAUGCACGGUCACGUGGAGGGUUUUCUGUUGCAUGGCCUUCUGCCGUCAAAUGUGAUUCGAUUGCUGCUUAAACCCCUGGUACAGACACAGAAGGACUUGCACCUGAUCAUGGAACUGCUGGAAAAGAUGGGCGUCUGCUACUGUGUCAACAAACCUCCAGGCAAGCCGCUUAAUGGGGCCACCGUCUGGUAUAAGUUUCCCAGUCAGGUCAGCAAAGAGGAGUCCCAUCCUGAGGCCUUGGGAAGUAGGGGAUCGUCGAUCCCUGGUCAGAUCUUCUCGGUUGAGCAGCUACAGAUUGAAUACAGGUUUCCUUUCUUCACCCCUCUUGGACUUUUUGCACGGUAUAGCGUGCAAAUCAACAGCCAUGUGGUGCAGCGGUCCGAUAGAAAACAUCACAUCUUUGCCUAUCGGGGUAAAGUGCCUGUGACAGUGAGUUACCGGCCCUCUCUGAGCAGAUUGCAGCCUGAGACCCUCUCCAUUUCCAGCCAUGCAUCCUUGCCAAAUAUCUGGACAGCUUGGCAAGCCAUUAUUCCCCUAGUGGAAGAGUUAAACGUUCUUCUGCAGGAAUGGCCUGGCCUUCACUACUCUCUGCAUGUCCUGUGUUCCAAGUGCCUGAAGAGAGGGUCCCCCAAUCCCCAUUCAUUUCCAGGUGAGCUGUUAAGCCAGCCCCGACCUGAGGGACUUACUGAGAUCAUCUGCCCCAAGAAUGGCUCGGAGCGGGUCAACGUGGCACUAGUUUACCCUCCAACCCCGACUCUGGUCAGCCCCGGUCAUAAAUGACAUUGACUUCAUCUGCACUUACCUGCCUGUGAAUGUCUUUUGCCUAUAUCUUAGAUCGCACAUAUACACACAAACAUGUAAAUGUGUGUAUUUGUGUGUGCAAAGCGUGCACACGCUUUCUUUUCUGGAUACCUGACAAGUGCAAAGAAGGUUCAUAAUGGAGCUUGCCAUUGGGAGGACAUCAUAUCAGGACGUGCAUACAGGUGUUCAGCUCCGACUGCCAACACACGAACUGAAGUAUUUGUAACUGUUGCACUGACAUACUGUUUUUGUCUAUGUACACCUAAAGCUUUUUCAGUCACCCUGAGCCUUCCUCGACACUUUAAGCCUUUCAACAUGAGAUCAGCUGUUCCUCUGCAAGUUCUUGGAAGUUUCCAUUUGAUGCAUCUCUUGGACUGAAACUACACCUUGUGCUGCUGGGUGUCAAGUGGUUAAAGGGAUACUCCACCCUAAAAUGAAAAUGUUGUCAUUAAUCACUUACCCCCAUGUCGUUUCAAACCCAUAAAAGCUUUGUUUGUCUUCGGAACACAAUUUAAGAUAUUUUGGAUGAAAACCGGGAGGCUUGUGACUAGGAAAUUACACUGUCAAGGUCCAGGAAAGUAUGAAAAACGUUGUCAGAAUAGUCCAUCUGCCAUCAGUGGUUCAACCGUUAUUUUAUAAAGUGACGAAAAUACUUUCUGUAUGCGAAUAAAACAAAAAUAAUGACUUUUAUUCAACAAUUGUUCUCCUCUGUGUCAUCCACAUCAGCGUAGUGCCAGUUUGCAAAAAGUAUUGUCGUCGUUUCAUAACAUUUACCGCUGAUGGAAGAUGCUUUACAAACUUUUCUGGACCUUGACAGUGUAUUCUACUUGGCAGACUAGUUUUCAUCCAAAAUAUCUUAAAAUGUGUUCAGAAGACGAACAAAGCUUUUACGGGUUUGGAACGACAUAGUGGUAAGUGAUUAAUGACAAAAAUUUCAUUUUGGGGAGGAGUAUCCCUUUAAGGUGACAGAAAAUCGAAGCGAAAGGACACUGUUUCCCCUCAGAUAAAAGACAGAAUUGGUUGAGCGAGGUUAGAUGUUAGAUUGAUGCUUUUCAGUGAUAUUGUAGCUACUUUAAAUGCAUGCCUCUAAAAUUCAAAAAGGAUUACAAAAUGACAUACAUGGAUAAAUGCACUAGCCCAAGCAUCUUGAAAGGUUUAGUCAUAUCAAACAUGAAAGGAUGGAGCUGUUGGGCAUAAUUCUUUUAUAUUGACAUUUCAAUUGAUUUUUGUGAAACAUGCAGCCAAAGAUAUAAAAAUGUUUCACUGAGCCACUGACACAAACUUGCAUCCAUCCAUCCAUCCAUCCAUCCACCCACCGACCCAUUCACCCAUCCAUCCGUCCACCCACCCAUCCAUCCAUCCACCCGUCCACCCAUCCAUCCGUCCA
Messenger RNA from Carassius auratus (goldfish), 5044 nucleotides. RefSeq names its product malignant fibrous histiocytoma-amplified sequence 1 homolog. Gene Ontology annotation, molecular function: protein binding. The transcript has 3 exons. The record is from RefSeq and is a predicted model, not a curated record. Gene Ontology annotation, cellular component: cytoplasm. NCBI's taxonomy places the organism in Eukaryota, Metazoa, Chordata, Actinopteri, Cypriniformes, Cyprinidae. The coding region runs from base 658 to 3636 and encodes 992 amino acids.